AUGAAGGAGGCUGUGCAGCGUCCAGGUGAGGUUUAUUAUGGAAUGGGACCUCCAGCUUUAAAACCCAACCACAGUGAUCCGGCAAGCAGCUCGGGUGUCUAUAACCCAGAGAAAGGGCCCCAAGGUGUGCCCCACUAUCAACAUGGUGCCCCAGUAAAAUGGAUGCAGGACCCAAUACAGGCGUCCAACUGGUCCCAGGACGCUCCGGUGGGGGCCUGGGGGCAGAACUUCGGCCCGUACGUAGGCGGGGUGAAUGUCAGAGGUCAGAUGGCCUUCCACAAAGGGGUUCACGAGGCCGCACCCAUGCCGAUGGGAGGCGAGAGCCAGCUUCCGGCGUCUGUGGACGUUUACAGGGAUGCCACCCAGGCUCAGGCUCAGGCUCAGGGGAGGGGACUGGAGUGGGAGCAGCACGCUGCUAUGCAACAGGCCAAACUGCAAGCCUAUCAGCACAGCCACGCGGGCGCGGAGCUCCAGGGACAGUCGCACGUGUCCUCCCACGGCAUGCAGGGCCCCAUUCUGCAGCCCUUCCAGGCCUCCUUCAGACCCAACAAACAGCAGUUCUCGUCCGGAUACUACUCCGUCUUCCCGGGAAACAAGCCGAUGCCGAACCUGGCCUACGGCGAGCAGCCCAAAACCCAGCAGCAGCAGCUUCUCCACCAGAUGAAGCAGCAGCAAAUGCACCAUCACCACCACCAGCAGCAGCAACAACAACAACAGCAGCAGCAGCAGCUGCAUCAGCAGCAGCAUCAGCAGCACCACCUGCAGCUGCAGCAUCAGCAGCAGCAUUUACAGCAGCAGCAGCACCUCCAGCAGCAGCAGCUGCAGCAGCAGCAGCUGCAGCACAUGCAGUACCACCAGCAGCAGCAGCAGCUGCAGGAGCGGCAGCAGCAGCAAAUGCAGCAAAUGCAGCAGCAGCAGAACGUGCCGCAGCCCGACGCGCCGCCGAAACAGCCGCCGGGCCAAAGCUUCGGGGCCUACCAGCCCCCCGAGCCCCGGCCCCCCGACGCGGGGGCCAAGGGCGACGCCGUCCGGUCGGAGCCGGAGCUUCGACCCGGCGACGCGGCAGCCGAAUCCCAACCGCGCCCCGACAAGGCCGACGCGAAGCCCGCAGAGUCCGGAGAGCAGGCGGCGGCGGCGCCCCGGCGCUCACGCCGUCUGUCCAGAGAGGGCCAGUCCCCCCUGGGUCCCCCCUCCACAAGCAUAUGGGCUCAGGCCUCCAAAGAGUCGUCCCAGAACGGAGUGGCCGGUGUGCCGGCCGCCAGAGGAGGGGAGGGCCAAGCGGCAGGUGGGGGGGUCAUCCAGAUGUCCCGCAGGAGGAGGAGAGCGUCCAAGGAGAUCAACCUGGAGACUCUCGCCCAGAAGGCCUCGGAAAUGGAGUCACUGCCCGCUAAAGCGAUCAAGGAGGAUGGCCCCCCCGGCAAACAAGCCGCCAUCGUGCCCCUGGUCAUCCCCGUCUCCGUGCCGGUGCACAGGAGCCCGGGGGAUCUGCAGGGCCGCUGGGACCCAGGGCGCCCCGUUCAGGGUGAGCGACCUGCCGGAGAGCAGGACCACAAACCCUCCGUCAUCGUGGCUCGCCGGCGGUCGCUCCGAAAUUCCCUGUCUGACAGUAUAGAUCAGGAUGGAGAAAACGAUCCCGGACUGGAUGAGGAGGGGAAAGCUAAAGCCAAGCGCCGGCCUCGUCCCGAGCCCCUCAUCAUCCCUCCUCCCAAACCCUCCACCUUCAUACCCCCGUCUGUCUACUCCAGCAUCACCGCCUACCAGAGUAACCUGCGCUCCCCCGUCCGCCUGCCGGACAAUCCCCACGCCCUGCCGCCCUACACCCCCCCGCCCAUCCUGUCUCCGGUCAGAACGGGCACGGGGCUCUACUUCUCCACCUUCCUCACCAAUAUAGCCGUGAGCAACCAAAUCCUGCCCCCUCCGGUCACACCCAAGUCUGCCACACGCAGCCUUCUGCGCUCCUCAAGUUCAGAAAUUACCCCUCCGGUCUUGCCUUUGAUCACUGACGCCACACCUGUGAGCCUCGAACCGCGCAUCAACAUCGGCCUGCAUUACCAGGCAGAAAUUCCCGACUUGCAGGAUCGGCUUUCCUCCCAGUUUGACGUAGACAAAGCCGACCUGGUUUGGCUUCCGAUGGGCGACUCCAGCGUGAAACACCUGGAAGAUUUGAUGAAAGUGGCUUGUUCAAGCGUUUUCCCUGGAGGAGGAACCAAUCAGGAGCUGAUUUUGCACUAUUUACAUGAAUGCAACGGGGAUUUCCUUGAAAUGCUGGAGCGUUUGAUGCUUCAGGGCCAUUUCUUCCCCAAAGGCCAUCCCCUGGCAGGUUAUCACUACUCAGGCUCAGACAACUGGACUGCAGAUGAAAAAUGUUACUUUAAUAAGGGGAUCUCUGCGUACAGGAAGGAUUUCUUCAUGGUUCAGAAACUGGUGCAAACUAAGACGGUGGCUCAGUGCGUGGAGUUCUACUAUACAUACAAGAAGCAAGUGAAGAUCGGUCGAAACGGCAUUUUAUCCUUCGGCCCUCCAGAUUCACCCGCAGAAAAACACACAGAGGCUGUGGUGGAUGUUAAGAGUUCCCAUCUGCCCAAAGGAGAGGCAGUGGACGAAGACAGAAAAGAAGCCGCUUAUGAUGAGAGCAGCCAGCAAGCCAGAGUUGCUCGGUCGCUUCAGGUCCAUGACUAUGCAGGGACGGAGCCGGCCCCGGACGCUGUGAACAGGGAGGCGUAUCACUCGUCAGUACCUCAAAGGCAUCGGGCUGAACCUGCAGCCAAGCGGGGCAGAGCACCAGCCAAGCCGCCUCAGGAUCCCAACGAAGUGUUUCCUUGCAAGAAAUGCAGCCGGGUGUUUAACAAAGUGAAGAGCCGAAGUGCGCACAUGAAGAGCCACGCCGAGCAGGAGAAGAAGGCGGCGGCGCUGCGCCAGAAAGAGCUGGAGGAGCAAGCCGCAGUGCAGGCCCGAGCCCGAAAGGCAGCCGCGGCGGCGGCCGUGGCGGCGGCGGCGGCCAUUCAGGGAGGAAACGGGACAGGAGAGGCACAGCAGGCGGACCUCAGCGGCCAGGAAGACUCGUCCGAAGGAGAGGACGAUGACGAUGAAGACUGGCACUGAGCAGCAGCUCAACCCCGACAAAAACUGAUGAGAAGGGCUGGAGAGACCAUGAACAAAACAAGGAUAAAGGGGUUGAAAGUGGUGUACUGCCCUUUGUAGGGAAAAACGAGCACAAGAAUUUCAAGUCUUCCUAUUAAUCUUCAUUCUGCUUUCUUGACCAAAAGUGUCUCCGUCUGAUCAUUUAGCUCUGUGCCAUUAACCAGGCAGUCACACUCCACAUUUUCACAAAUAUAGCAUUUAAGUAUUCAGAUUUUUUUUUUUUUUUAAAGAAAUGCACUUAUACAUUAUCUUUCUGCUUUUGCCAAUAUUGCCUUUUUAAACCCUUUAUUUAAUUGAGGAAAAAUGCCAAAUCAUUACACACAUUCACUACGAAGACUCGGCGGUUUAGUGAAACUUUGUGAGAUUUCUGUUUAGUAACGAGAAAAUGACAAAAAAAGGAAUUCAAAACCUUUUAACUAAAAUUGAAGCGCUUGAUUUUUCAGAUAUCCAGAUUUUCAGGUUGGUUGUAUACUUUAUUUUUACAGUUUUUACAAGGGACUUUUUGAAAUGAAUGUGUACAAAAAAAAAGUAUAUAUGAGAUUGACAUAUAUUUAUGAUACAGCAUUUGCAAUGAUUUUGGUAAUAUAAAGAAUAACCAUGUUGGCUACAAUAUGACUGGGGAGUUAAAAAAAUAUAUUAAAGUUUCUAUUGUCCUGA
This is a messenger RNA of Menidia menidia (Atlantic silverside), 3798 nucleotides long. Lineage: Eukaryota; Metazoa; Chordata; Actinopteri; Atheriniformes; Atherinopsidae. The record is from the annotation of a GenBank genome assembly.